This is a messenger RNA of Ipomoea triloba (trilobed morning glory), 880 nucleotides long. Its product is annotated as calmodulin-like protein 1. The record is from RefSeq and is a predicted model, not a curated record. Gene Ontology annotation, molecular function: calcium ion binding. Bases 32 to 583 code for a protein of 183 amino acids. NCBI's taxonomy places the organism in Eukaryota, Viridiplantae, Streptophyta, Magnoliopsida, Solanales, Convolvulaceae. The transcript has a single exon.
CAUAUCUGCAUAGAAAAAAAAAGCCGAAACAAUGUCAAGUUUUCUAGAAAUCCAGUACAGCCUCUCAAAAAGCAAGUUAUUGAGGAAGGCAUCAAGGAUGCUUUCCUCAAGUAGGCAAACUUCUUUCUCCUUUCCUGUCUACCAGCCAUGUAUGGAUGAGCAGAAAAGAGUAUUUGAUCGGUUUGACUCUAAUGGAGAUGGAAAGAUCUCCCCUGAUGAGUAUAAAGCCUUUUUGCGAUCUCUGGGAAAGAGCAAAUUCCUCACUCGGGAAGUUGAGAAGAUAUUCGAGGUUGCAGAUUCAGACGGCGAUGGCUCUAUAGAUUUCAAUGAGUUUGUGGAAGUGCAGAGGAAGGAAGGUGGGAGCAGAACCACGGAUUUGCAUUCCGCGUUUCAGGUAUUUGACAGGGAUGGUGAUGGAAAGAUUUGUGCAGAAGAAGUUUUUGAACUGCUGCAGAAGCUGGGAGACGGGUGCAGCCUGCAGGAUUGCCAGAAAAUGGUGAAAGCUCGUGAUGUUAAUGGAGACGGCGUGAUUGACAUUGAUGAGUUCAUCAACAUGAUGACUCGGGGCACGCCUCUUUGUUAGAGCCUAGAGGACGACAAGGAAUGCUCAAGCUGCGUUGGUGAUGGUGAGUCUAUGGCAUUGCGUUUUCUUCUCUGUUAAAUUUGGAUUUUGUUCCAUAAUUCUUUACCGCACGCACAAGACAGAUUAAUUAUGUUGAUUUUAGAUGAUUAUUUGUUGGUAUGUAAUGUUGGAUUCAGUUUGAUUUUCUUGAUCAAUAAUGUGUGUUUAUAUGUUGGAAUAAUAUUGCAUUGUAUUGUAUUGGAAGGAGUUUGAGAUGAUGAAACUAAUACAAUCCUUAAAAUGUCACCAUUUUAUUAA